CUGCAUCUCAUAAAUUGUUUUAUAUUCAUAGUAUAAUUUAUAACUUUUAAUAAAAUUAUAUAUUGUAAACAUUCUGUUAAACAGUUUUAUUUAUGAAAUAAUAAUACAAUUACUUUAAUUGUUAGUUUCUAUUUAUUUUCUUUAUUUAUAAUACAUAUUAUUAUGCCAGUUAUAUUAGUGUUUCUUUCUAAAAGUCUUAUAAAAUUAUACUUCAUAAUGCAGAAUAACCACGAUAAUAUACUAUCAAUAAAUUUAAAGAAUAGUUUUAGUUUCCAUAAUGUAUGAUAAGAUACCAUUCUGGUUUCACACACUGGAAAAUAUGAUAACAAUAGAUAAUAAAUGGUUAAAUAGACGAUGACAGCUUAGGACUAGCCAGUUGAAUUGAUUCUGUUUGUUGACUUGUAUGAAUUCACAAUCAGAAUAAUUCUAUAUAAAAGGAAUUGUACAAAACUGAAAUGCAUAUAUUGCUCUUGUUAGCUUGUGCCUUAACGGCAUUGGCAACUGAAUAUGAUCCUUUGUCAGAUGAAUUUAUCAACUACAUAAAUACAUUAAAUACUACUUGGAAGGCAGGAAGAAAUUUUCACAGGAAUACUUCGCCUAAGUUCUUUCAGAAAAUUAUGGGAGUUCAUCCAUCACCACCACCAUCGGCUAAAUAUUUGUCAAGGUUAGACACGUCAAGUUACAAAAUACAAGGACCGAUACCAGAUAGUUUUGACUCUAGAACCCAGUGGCCUGAUUGUCCAACGAUUUCUGAAGUUGAUGACCAAGGUGCUUGUGGUAGUUGCUGGGCCUUUGGUGCAAUAGGAGCAAUGUCGGACCGAAUUUGUAUCCACUCAAAUGGUAGUGUGAACGCACGACUUUCUCCUCAAAAUCUUAUAUCUUGCUGCUGGUCAUGUGGAUUUGGCUGCAAUGGAGGAUUCCCAGGAGCUGCAUGGAGGUAUUGGGUGCACAAAGGGCUCGUAACAGGAGGUUCAUAUAAUAGCAACCAGGGUUGCAUUCCUUACGGGAUACAACCUUGCGAACAUCACGUUCCAGGCCCUCAUCCACAAUGCGACAAAGAGCAUCCAACAACACCGAAAUGCAUUAGGCAGUGCCAACCAUCAUAUUCCGUUUCUUAUACGGAAGACUUACAUUACGGAAAGUCAGCUUACUCGAUAGAAGGACACCCAAAAGCUAUUCAGCUUGAGAUAUUGAAUAACGGCCCAGUAGAAGGAACAUUUUCAGUCUAUGAAGACUUCUUGAGCUAUAAAAAAGGAGUUUACCAGCACGUAACCGGUAAAGGUCUUGGAGGUCACGCUAUAAGGAUUCUUGGUUGGGGAGUAGAAAAUGGAACCCCGUAUUGGUUAAUAGUUAACUCAUGGAACACCGAUUGGGGUGACAAAGGAUACUUCAAAAUUCUGAGAGGAAAAGAUGAAUGUGGCAUUGAAGGCUCAGUUUCUGCUGGAUUGCCAAAGUAUAAAUGAUAGCAUAUUGCGUUAUUUUAUGUUAAUAUUGUAUUUUUAUCUUUUUUUAAUGUAAUGCUUUAGAAAUAAAGUUAUGAUUACAUAUUUUCCAAACAAAUUGUUAUUAAUGAAAUUUUACCGUGUUAAUAUUCACAAAUUUUCAUAUUAAUGUGACAAACAAAAAAUAAUAAAACAAAAAAUGAACAUUAAACUAUUACCCAAAGACUCCAGAAUGAUUUCAUUAGAAGAAAAUGGGACUGAACUUUUAAGAUGAAGAAAUUAAAAGAUCUUAGAUUACAUUACAUCAUAAAAAAUAUUAGAUUUAGAACAGAUAGUAUUAAGAAUUAAAUCCUUAUUACAAUAAAUAGCACUGAUGUGAAUAAAAACUGUUUGAUUUGGUGCUGUUCUUGAUUAUUUUUUUUAUUCUUUUAUAAGGUAUUAUAGAAACCUUAAAAAUUUCAUGUAUAGAUUGAACCAAUCAACAUAUAAAUCAAAUAUUGAAUCAACUAUAAAUUGUAAACUUAUUGAGUAAUAAACAAAUAUAUUUUUUUUU
Nezara viridula (southern green stink bug) is the source of this 1995-nucleotide messenger RNA. The record is from the annotation of a GenBank genome assembly. NCBI's taxonomy places the organism in Eukaryota, Metazoa, Arthropoda, Insecta, Hemiptera, Pentatomidae.